GACAGCCAACGUGAGGACUGCAGCCAAGGCAUGAGGGCUGCUUGUGGCUCCUGCAGAGCUGGAGCUGCUGUGAAUCCCGACAGCUGGGAGACAGCAGCUGUGGUGGCUGAUCCUCCCCCAGGCAGGAGCAUCCUCAGUCUGAAUCCCUAGAGAAGUCCUUGAGGCAGAAUCCCCGAGGCACCAUUAGGAGCUGAUAAGGACGAAUGAGCCCAAAUUCUGCCUCACAACAGAAGGAAACCUUUCUCCCCUUCGUUUUGCCACAGGUGCUAAACAUCAUCUCCUAACCAAGAGGGUCCUGAUGACAUCACAUCCUCUCCAAAGAGCCACACAGCCUCCUGAGGCAAGCCAGAAAGAUCAGCUCUGCUCCACCACACCUCACUGGGGACGGCCACCCUCGGAGAAGAUGCCCAGGGCCAGGGCCCCUCUCCUGCUCCUGCUUGGCCUGGUGCUCUGCAGCUGUGGGACCCACGGCCGGGUGUACAGCAUGGUGGCUCGGCUCCUUGGCAGAGACAGAGGGCACCUGCAGGUGGGGCAGCGGCUGGAGCUGGAGUGCCUGCCCGAGAAGGAGGACAGCGGCGUGUUCUGGAUGCGCCGGGACAGGCACGGGAACCUCCACUUCAUUGUCUUCAUCUCUCACAUUAACAAACUGACGUUUGAGGGGAGCCAGCAGAGCUCCCAACGCUUCGAGGCGAUGAAAGACAGCAAGUCCUACCGGCUGGUGGUGAAGGCUUUCGAGCCGCAGGAUGAGGGCAGCUAUUUCUGCCUCAUGAACAGCAACCAAGUGCUGUACUUCAGCUCUGGCCUGCCUGCCUUCUUCCCAGUCACCACCACCAGAGCACCACCCACCACCCAGCAUGGCACCACUGAAAAGGACCCCUGCCCAAGGACCCUGGAUACAGACACCAGCAGAGAGGAGCUGAGUUUCUUCUGUGACAUCUUCAUCUGGGCUCCCCUGGCAGGUGCCUGCCUCCUGCUUGUCAUCGCCCUGGUGGUCACCAUUGUGCUGUGCCAACAAACCAGAAGGCGAAGAUGCAGAUGUAAAAGAGCUGCCCAAGGGAAGCCCAGGGUGAAGCCCAGCAGACAGCCGUAAGCACCUCCUGGCCGCCGCAGCACCCUCUGGCAGCUGUCACCCAGAAGCCAUCGCCCAGGUUCCCGCAGUGCUCCUGCUCCACAGGCACUGCCCCCUGACACAUCUGAGAGGAUGAAGCAGAGACACAGCCCCAGCAGGCAGCGAUCCUGCCCGGGGCCAGCCAAAGCACAGCUCCUACCCACAGCCACCAGCGCUGCUCCCAGCGGAGGCGACACAGAGGUCGGUGCCGGUGCCGGUGCCAACACAGGCCAGGAGCAAGCUGGUGAGAAGCAGGAUGUCAGCUGCAGCCUUGCUCGGGGGCUGAGACGUUUGGCUUUUUAAUGCAGCCAAAAUCUGAAGCUGGCAGAAGUGCCUUAGCUAUAAAAGCCCUCAGCUAAGGGCUCCUGCCUCUGGGCUGCCGCACGGCCCCGGGCAGCUGCGCUGAGAAGGGAAACGUGGCUGAAAGGGGCUCUGCUUGCCAGGGCUGGCAGCCCUGGGGGCAAAGAUCUACUCUUUCCUUCUUGCUGUCCUUGUUCUGCUGCUAGCCCCAAGCAGAAAUGUUGCCGGGGGGGAUUCUGUUGCUUUCUGGAAGAGAGUUGAGCCAUUGAAACCAAGCGCUGAGUGUCUGCCCCUUGCUUUGGUGGAGCGGAGCUGGCAGCACACCGACAUGCACUGGCUGCAGCGAGUCCUGCUUGCUCAGCUCUGCGUUUGAUGUAUUUCCUUACUACACCUGCAAACCUACAACUGGGGAAAAAAUAAAGCAAACCAACACUUCUAGUCA
This is a messenger RNA of Pogoniulus pusillus (Red-fronted tinkerbird), 1850 nucleotides long. It is a transcript of the gene CD8A, whose product is annotated as CD8 subunit alpha. Lineage: Eukaryota; Metazoa; Chordata; Aves; Piciformes; Lybiidae. The record is from RefSeq and is a predicted model, not a curated record. Gene Ontology annotation, biological process: cell surface receptor signaling pathway; T cell mediated immunity; cytotoxic T cell differentiation. The transcript is spliced from 6 exons. Gene Ontology annotation, cellular component: external side of plasma membrane. The coding region runs from base 299 to 1090 and encodes 263 amino acids.